Molecule: messenger RNA, 2904 nt
Organism: Struthio camelus australis
Lineage: Eukaryota; Metazoa; Chordata; Aves; Struthioniformes; Struthionidae
Source: RefSeq, a predicted model, not a curated record
CCUGCCUCCCGCACUGACGGCGCAGCCACGGCGUGUCAUGCUCUCGGGGCACUGGGCACAGUGGCUUUUCGGUGGGGCUCCUGGCUGCACUGCGGGGCUACAGCCAGAAGAAAUUACUCCCCGAGGUCUCUCCACGGUCUAGCUCUGGUCUAAAACAGACGAGUCAGAUGCUGCCGAUCCCGAAGUGUGCGAGUAGCUGAGCGCUCCGUGCUGCGGCACCCACCUGGGCACAGCUGUUUUGCGGAGAAGCAGCCCGAGGAACCGACUUGUCCUAUGGCAUGUUACUUCAGACCAAGUCUGCGAGAUUUAUUCUGCAGCCUGCCUCGCUGCAAGAAGUGUCAAAGUAGCACAUUUUGUUUCUGCUGGGAGCCAAUACCAAUUGGUCAUAUGAAAAUCAUGCUCUGAAAUAGUGAGGGCGCUGCAGAAUAAUCACACAGCAACCUUUACUGUAAUGGUUGUUGGCACAGGGGUACCAAGGGCUUCUCGCUGCGAUGCAGAGGUGGCAAAUCUGACCACGUUCUCUCUUUUCACAGGGUACAGAGUGAGACCUGCAAAGACGUGCUAGAGGGACCAUCCCCCACUUGGCAUCCCGCUAGGUGGACUAUGGUGGCAGGAAGAUGCUGGCUCGGAAGAGUAUUAUUCCUGAGGAGUAUGUGCUGGCACGGAUCGCUGCGGAGAACCUGCGCAAGCCGCGGAUCCGGGACCGGCCGCGCAAAGCCCGCUUCAUCGCCAAGAACGGGGCAUGCAACCUGGCGCACAAGAACAUCCGUGAGCAGGGACGGUUCUUGCAAGACAUUUUCACCACGUUGGUGGACCUGAAGUGGCGUCACACGCUGGUCAUCUUUACUAUGUCCUUCUUGUGCAGCUGGUUGCUCUUUGCCAUGAUGUGGUGGCUGGUGGCUUUCGCCCAUGGGGACAUGGACCCAAGCAUUGAGUGCACUACAAACAGCACCAAGUGGACACCGUGCGUGACGUGUGUCAGGUCUUUCACUUCUGCUUUCCUCUUCUCCAUUGAAGUUCAGGUGACCAUUGGUUUUGGGGGCAGGAUGAUGACAGAAGAAUGUCCCUUGGCCAUCACAGUCUUGAUUCUGCAGAAUAUUGUGGGUCUGAUCAUCAAUGCCGUCAUGCUGGGCUGCAUAUUCAUGAAAACUGCGCAAGCUCACAGGCGGGCAGAGACCUUGAUUUUCAGCCGACAGGCAGUCAUUGCUGUUCGAAACGGCAAGCUUUGCUUCAUGUUUCGAGUGGGAGACCUGAGGAAGAGCAUGAUCAUUAGUGCCUCUGUGAGAAUCCAGGUUGUGAGGAAGACUACUACCCCCGAAGGAGAAGUCAUACCCAUUCACCAAGUAGAUAUCCCUGUGGAUAAUCCCAUUGAAAGCAACAAUAUUUUCCUUGUGGCUCCCUUAAUCAUUUGUCACGUCAUAGACAAACGAAGUCCUCUUUAUGAUAUCUCUGCUGCUGACCUGGCUCUCCAAGAUCUGGAGCUCAUAGUGGUACUUGAAGGAGUUGUAGAGACUACUGGCAUCACGACGCAGGCAAGAACCUCCUACAUAGCAGAGGAGAUCCUAUGGGGUCACCGCUUUGUGCCCAUUGUCACCGAAGAGGAAGGCGUAUAUGCCGUCGACUACUCCAAGUUUGGCAACACCGUCAAAGUCGCAGCCCCACGUUGCAGUGCUCGAGAGCUUGAUGAGAAGCCAUCGAUUCUCAUCCAGACCCUCCAGAAGAGCGAGCUGUCCCAUCAAAACUCCCUGCGAAAACGCAACUCCAUGAGGAGAAACAACUCCAUUCGGAGGAGCAACUCCAUGAGGAGAACCAAUCCCUCCCUCAUUGUGCCCAAAGUACAGUUUAUAACACCCGAGGGGAGCCAGAGUGCCUCUGAAACAUGAUAUUCAGCUUUAUGCAAGGUUGGGGGCUUCAAAAAGAGGAGGCACUCAUAGUGUUUUGUUUAAAUUUUCUUCUACUGAAGAAAAUGAGAUUAUGAUGCGGAACAGAACUCUACAGGAACUAUUUAUUCUACUAAUUACUGAAAGCACCACCUAAUGGCAUUAGGAAACACUCUAGCACUUAGUGUAUGAAUUAAUAAAAAAAGGCACGUACACCAAAGAGAACACAGUUCACCCAUGGAAUAUAGUAGGUAUUUAUACAUGUUUUAAUGGCAUGCUGUUUUUUUUUAAAUCGCAUUUUUCCUAUCAAGGGACCCUUUCCUAUCUUCUUCUGCUGUCUGUCGCAAAAUGUGUUUUUCUUUCUGUGUAACUAAGUGACCCACCUCCAGGCAGAAGUGAGUGCAUUUUCAAAACUGCUGGGCAUCAAAAGGUCCCACAGACUUUGUGGUGAAUAUUUGGAUAUCUAUCUUUUGGGGAUGAAUUCCUCAUUCUCUUGAAAUGACUAGCUAAAUUCCUCAGUGGUUUCACUGGAGAAGAGCCAGGAUUUUACCUUCAGCUUUGCAGAUCUUUUGUUUCCAUUGGUUUAUGGCAGUCUUUGGGAGAGAAGUUCAAGUCAGCUGAACCAAACCGACCCCGUACGGGAGAGCUGAGCUCCACUGUGGUGUCCUUGUGGGCCGCACCCGGAGGGCAAGAAGCACUGCUGGAGUACAAUGUGCAUUUGUAAUGCAGCUACAACUCAAGAUGAGAAACUCAAGUCUGUCUUGCUGCCAAAUGAGAAUCCAUUUCGCUAAAUUAUUCAAGUUGAAUAAAACACACCUUUUUUAGUGUUCUCUUCCUAGCAGUGGAAGACCAGAUUCUAUUUUUCUUUCUCUUACAGAUUAACACACUGAAGGUGAUAACUGUACUCCCUUCACUUAACAUUACUUGUUUGUGUUAGUAGAAGGUUACUCUUUUGACAGUGAAAACUCACGAAUGGGCGUGAGAGGUAAUAAUGCCAAUAAUUAAAAAGCUAAUAUUUUCAAAA